Messenger RNA from Monoraphidium neglectum, 288 nucleotides. RefSeq lists its product as hypothetical. The transcript is spliced from 2 exons. Lineage: Eukaryota; Viridiplantae; Chlorophyta; Chlorophyceae; Sphaeropleales; Selenastraceae. Bases 1 to 288 code for a protein of 95 amino acids. The record is from RefSeq and is a predicted model, not a curated record.
AUGGGAGUGGGGGUCUUCGCCCCGGUGCUGUACCGCUCCGUCUGCUCCACCAGCCGCAAGGCCUUCCGCCCCGGCGGCGCCGGCGACCCGUCCGGCAACCCCCUGCUGAGCGGCAUGCGCGCGCGCGCUGCGCUGUACCUGCCGCUGGCCCGGUCGCUGGACAGGCACCUGGCCGCGCGGGGCUGGGGCGCGCAGCUGCCGCUGCUGGCGGCGCUCGAGGGGCUCGGCGGCGACGGCGACGAGGACGGCGGCGUGGACGUCGCGGCGGAGGCGGCCGUGCCAGCUUGA